This is a messenger RNA of Oncorhynchus gorbuscha (pink salmon), 2692 nucleotides long. Its product is annotated as rho-related GTP-binding protein RhoG-like. Gene Ontology annotation, cellular component: cytoskeleton; cell projection; cytoplasmic vesicle. Bases 115 to 690 code for a protein of 191 amino acids. Gene Ontology annotation, molecular function: GTP binding; GTPase activity; protein kinase binding. Gene Ontology annotation, biological process: regulation of cell shape; small GTPase-mediated signal transduction; regulation of actin cytoskeleton organization. The transcript has 3 exons. NCBI's taxonomy places the organism in Eukaryota, Metazoa, Chordata, Actinopteri, Salmoniformes, Salmonidae. The record is from RefSeq and is a predicted model, not a curated record.
UUGGGCGUUUCCGAAAGUUCCCCGGAUGAAGUUGUGAUUGACUGUUACACGGCUAAAAAGUUGAGCUCUAGUCGAGAGGUGGUUCUGCAGCCCGUGUGUUCUAAGGAAGGCAAAAUGCAGACCAUGAAGUGUGUAGUGGUGGGGGACGGUGCUGUGGGUAAAACAUGCCUCCUCAUCUCCUACACCACCAAUGCUUUCCCAGAGGAGUACAUCCCCACCGUGUUCGACAACUACAGCGCCCAGAUGACGGUAGAUGGUCGCAGCAUCAGCCUCAACCUGUGGGACACAGCCGGACAAGAGGAGUACGACCGCCUCCGUACUCUGUCCUACCCCCAAUCCAACGUCUUCGUCAUCUGUUUCUCCAUCGGGAGUCCUUCCUCCCACGCCAACGUCUGCCACAAGUGGUACCCGGAGGUGUCUCACCACUGCCCCAGCGUGCCCAUCCUCCUAGUGGGGACCAAGAGGGACCUGAGGAGUGAUGGGGACACGGUGAAGAGGCUGAAGGAGCAGGGUUUAGCUCCCACCACACAGCAACAGGGGAACAGCAUGGCUAAGCAGAUAGGAGCGGUGAAGUACAUGGAGUGCUCUGCUCUGACGCAGGAAGGGGUCAGGGAAGUGUUCAGCGAGGCAGUACGGGCCGUGUUGUAUCCCGUUACCAAAAAGAAUGCCAAGAAGUGUGUACUGUUGUAAUGAAAUGGGUUGGUGACUGGGACUAAGGGAGGCACACGGCUGGAGAGAGUGAGGAGAAAAGACUGGAGAGAGACUGACGGGGAGCUAGUUUGAGUUUGUUGGAGGAGAUGGACUCAGGCCCCUCUGCCUGUAAAGACUCUUGAUUCAGCUCACUUCUCUCCUUCCUCCAGUAUCCUCAAAAUCAAAUCAGGACCUCAAAGCCAGUUCCUUCUUACUCUCUAAUCAGGGAAAAGCUUUAGACCUGGGACACCAGGUGGGAGAGCAAUUCAUAAUCAGGCAGAACUGAAAGCCAGUUGUAGUCUGGACCUCGUAGGGUCAGAGUUGAAAACCCUGGCUCUAUUAUUUUCCUCUCUGCAGUGUUUAAUCCACUUCUCAUUGUAUCACCAAAGUGACUAUGCCAACAGAACUGCAGGGGAGAAUAUAGUCUUUCUCUCCCCAGGAUGCUCAAACUCCUAUUAAUGUUAUCUAUUGAUAUCACUUGAUUUGUAGCAAUGUUCGAAAAGAUGCUUCUGCCUUAGCUAAUACAAUCGGUGUAAAAGAUGCUUCUGCCUUAGCUAAUACAAUCGGUCUAUUUUGUUUUGUGCAAUCCCUUUUUAAGAUGUUCCAUAAUGACAGAUCCCCAACCUGAUAGAGCUGGAGAGACGAGCUUUAGUAUAAAGAUAUCCACUCCCUCCAUCACAGCCUAUCCAGUCAGCUAUUCAGGAUACCCAUCGAGUACUGUUGAAACCACACCUGGAAAUAGGUUUUGGGCAUCUUGAUUUGUGCAGCUCUCUGCUUUAGCUAGGUGUCCAGUUUGCCUUCUUAAUUCACCUUCAAAUGACCCUAAACCUUCUUAAUUUACCUCCAAAUGACCCUAAACCUUCUUAAUUUACCUCCAAAUGACCCUAAACCUUCUUAAUUUACCUCCAAAUGACCCUAAACCUUCUUAAUUUACCUCCAAAUGACCCUAAACCUUCUUAAUUUACCUCCAAAUGACCCUAAACCUUCUUAAUUUACCUCCAAAUGACCCUAAACCUUCUUAAUUUACCUCCAAAUGACCCUAAACCUUCUUAAUUUACCUCCAAAUGACCCUAAACCUUCUUAAUUUACCUCCAAAUCACCCUAAACCUUCUUAAUUUACCUCCAAAUCACCCUAAACCUUCUUAAUUGACCUCCAAAUGACCCUAAACGUUCUUAAUUGACCUCCAAAUCACCCUAAACCUUAAUUUACCUACAAAUCACCCUAAACCUUAAUUUACCUACAAAUCACCCUAAACCUUAAUUUACCUACAAAUGGACAUUAGCCUAAUCCAAUUAUGAUGCAAGGGCCAAAUCAACGGGGUUGUGGGCAGACAUUUUAAAAUCAAUGAAUCGAAUGGUUGGAUGACUGUUGUGAGUUUUUAUGAUUAAUGCUGACAGGAAUGAUGGAACGACAGAGAUAUCAGAUUGUUGGUUCCGGUUAUUUAUGCAAAUGACAUUAUGUGCCUUAUUGUAUUAUAUUUGAUUUUUAAAUUUUAUCUACCUUUUUUUAAAUCUAGAUGUACAUGCAUUAGAUCCCAAAAUGAUUGUAUUAGAAAUAUGUUGUGUGUGUGUGUGUGUGUGUGUGUGUGUGUGUGUGUGUGUGUGUGUGUGUGUGUGUGUGUGUGUGUGUGUGUGUACACUAGUCUCUGGGAAUAACUCAACAUUACGUCCUCUCAGAAGAACCAAAGCUUCUUUCAGAAGGUGAAACGAACCUUUUGAUUUGACACGAUGUUUCCUCCCUCUCGGAAGCGGAUGUAGAGCUGACAUCAGAGAGGUGGUGUGGGUGUUGUGGUGUCAACUUGUGUUCACAGCCUUCAGCGUUUGCCACUAGAAUGUGAUUUAUGCUACAGCCUAUACGAUGCUGGUAAAUGGGCGGUGGGGUUUACAGGCUGUGUGAUAACUGACAACGGCAGCAGGAAGUAGGGCUCAGAUUCCAGUAACUGUACAUUAUUUAGGCUUGUCUUUUUAUUUCUGCAUCUUUUUAUUAAAUGAAUGAACCGUG